Cicer arietinum (chickpea) is the source of this 644-nucleotide messenger RNA. Its product is annotated as ubiquitin-fold modifier 1. Gene Ontology annotation, biological process: protein K69-linked ufmylation. Lineage: Eukaryota; Viridiplantae; Streptophyta; Magnoliopsida; Fabales; Fabaceae. Gene Ontology annotation, cellular component: nucleus; cytoplasm. The record is from RefSeq and is a predicted model, not a curated record.
UAUCAGUUAAACUUAGGGAGAAUAAACAAUUUUAUAAGAUAUCUGAUCGAAGCUGAAAUAUUGACAUUGUGUUGGCUUUCCACCGUAAUUGGUUUUGGUGGUGGCGAAAUAAUUAGGAUGUCGAACGGUGGAAAGGUGUCUUUCAAAGUCACUCUCACUUCCGAUCCAAAGCUACCCUUCAAAGUGUUCAGCGUUCCCGAAGCUGCACCUUUCACAGCCGUUCUCAAAUUUGCAGCCGAAGAAUUCAAGGUUCCUCCACAGACAAGCGCUAUUAUCACCAAUGAUGGUGUUGGGAUAAAUCCUCAACAGAGUGCAGGAAAUGUCUUCCUUAAGCAUGGUUCAGAGCUUCGUCUGAUUCCGCGUGAUAGAGUUGGUGCAUCUGAGAUGUUAUUAGAAGUCUGAGUUGACCACAUUAUCUAUCUAUCUAUCUAUUUUGACUGUUGUAGUUGAAUAAACACCAGUACUAUAUUGAUGUCCAUGUAAUAAACAAAAUUUCGUUAAUAAUGAAUAGCCUCCACCUCCUCCCAUAGCGAGUAUGUUUGUAAUGGAGGAUUGUGCAAGAUUAUUCAGCAAAUGACUUUGUAACGGAAAUAGGGGAAAAUAUAUCAUCUAGCUAUUCUCAAAGAUUAUAAUUUGAUCUGCAA